This is a messenger RNA of Venturia canescens, 9521 nucleotides long. RefSeq lists its product as uncharacterized. The record is from RefSeq and is a predicted model, not a curated record. NCBI's taxonomy places the organism in Eukaryota, Metazoa, Arthropoda, Insecta, Hymenoptera, Ichneumonidae. Gene Ontology annotation, molecular function: zinc ion binding; DNA-binding transcription factor activity, RNA polymerase II-specific; RNA polymerase II transcription regulatory region sequence-specific DNA binding. The transcript is spliced from 8 exons. Bases 1086 to 8192 code for a protein of 2368 amino acids. Gene Ontology annotation, cellular component: nucleus. Gene Ontology annotation, biological process: regulation of transcription by RNA polymerase II.
CGGUGCUCGCCGCCGCCGCCGCCGCCGGAGCUCGCUUGCAACGGCAAGGGUGAAACAAGUGUCCGCUGUAUACAGUAUGGCGGUGGCAGCCGGUUUACGUGCGUUGUUCGUUGUUAUACUUGGAUAAACGACGUUGUAUACAAAUAUGUUGCUCUCGGUUAUCCGAGGAUGACGGUGUCUGAAAUAAUCACAUCAUCAAAACUUGUCGCGAACAAAGUGAAGAAACGUACAAACAAUCGUAACCAUAGAUCGAUGUGUUUUGUUUCCCGUGUACGUGAUUGUGAAUUCGUUGGAGAGCAAGGCCUCGUCCGGGAGUUUUGCGUCCCGAGGUAAACGCCGGAUAAAAUUUCAUUUUGAAUUUUCAAAUAGUAUCUGCGGUGAUGGUGCGCCUCGGUUGCAAACGUUGAAUAAGAUCGCGUGGAGAUACGCGUUUACGAAAAUGUGACAAAACCGAGUGAAAUUAAAUGGGAAAAAAAUGUUUCUAUCAUCCGUUGGCCGGCAGAGGAGGCCGUGACAAAGUCCGUAGUGCGACGGGAGAGAGAGAGAGAGAAGGAGCGUGAACGAGCGAGCGAGCGAGUGAGAAAAAAAAGAAAAACUCGGUGAGAGUCAACCUCGAGGUUGGCGAGACGAGGGACAGGCGAGGCUAAUAGGAGGUGGGCUUUUUCCGUCCAUCUCUCUUCCUAACGAUACAUCACCUAUCUUUCUUCCCCGCUGAAACUCUCGGGCUCGGUCGUGGUGCGGAGUCGUACUGCCACGAGGAAGAGGAGGUCAGUCGGUACGAGCGCCGCACCGUGUGCGGAUCUCAUCCGUUUUCUAUCUCCCUCCUUUCUCUCUCUCUCUCUCUCGCGCUCUCCUUCGUAUUCGAGGUCUCGCCCCGUCCGUUGCUCGCGGUGCGAAAAAUAAUUGAGAUCGCGAAAAUACUGCAUCCUCGCAGCCCAUCCCAUCCUCGCUUGGAUAAAAAAAAAAAAAAAAAAAAAAAAAACAUACGAUUCCCGGGAGAGAGGGAGUACGCGAAUUGAGCGCUUCGCAAGCGAGACAAUAGAUAAAAACAUUGAUAUAGUACGAGUGGAACAACGGCGACGAGGAUGGAGCCUUCCAAGGAACGCUACAACGAGCUGUGCAGGCUCUGCGCCUCUUACGACGCCGUCAAAAUGGAUAUAUUCGGUAAUGAGGGAAAAAAUCGUCAGCUCGUCGACAAAAUACAAACUUGCCUGCCCUUCAAAAUCGCUGAAGAUGAUCGGCUACCCAAGUGUCUCUGCUAUCGGUGCAUGUACAAUUUGGAAAAUUUUUACGACUUCAGAACGGCCUGCGUGAACGCCGUUGCUCUUUUGGAAAGGUGUCUGCCACCCGGAAACAACGCUACUGGUCAACAAAUCGAAAAUGGGGUCGAGAGCUAUUCGGAAUUACGCUCGGAACUCCUCAAGGAGAAGGAAAAAAUGCCUAUACUCAUUCCCGAAGCCCCCAUAGUUAAUCCGAACGCGGCCCUUGGAACGCCGCCGAGACUGAAUUCGGACGGCGAGGGCGAACCCGAGAUCGAGGAAAUUCAUAACGGCAGCGGGACCGAAGACGGUGUCGCGAAAGAAUCAGUAUUCGCAACAAAUGCGAGCUUCGAGGAUGCGGACGAUCGUAAAUCGGACGAAUACGAGAUGGACAUGGAGACGAAUCCAAGCGAUUUCUUGGAAAUGACGCCCAUGGUAACCGAGGAAAUGGAUGAAACUAGCAGUAAAAAGUCACAAUCGUCUAAAACGAGAAACAUGCUCGAAACGUUUCAACACACGUCCGAGCAACACGAAGUAUACGUUUGCUCGUUGUGUAACAAAGCUUUUAGUUCAAAGGGUCAUUUAUCCCUGCACGCGAGAAUUCACGUUGGCGCGGGUGACGUUAUCGGUGCCAAAGUCGUUACGGACGAUCACACCUCCUACAAGAGACCUUAUCAAUGUGAUCUUUGCAACAAAUCCUAUUCAACGGCGAAACAUCGAUGGGGACACGUAUCAACUACUCAUCGGGGUCAUCCGGCUGUCACGUGUGCCUAUUGUUCGCGAAUAUAUUCCACUCGUACGAAUCUCGAAGAGCACAUCAAAUCUCGACACACCGGUCUGCCUCCGCCUCCGGAAUUACCAGUCGCCUACGUACAGCCGGACAAUCGAUACAGAUGUAAAACUUGUCCAAAGAUGUACACGAACGUGACGGAUUUAAACAAGCAUACGAGGGUAUGCGCGGCCGACGUUGCUAUGAAGGAAAAACAGCAGCAUCGGCCGAUCAAAAAAGUACCUCAAAAAAAUAAAUCUCGCGUAGAUACGUCCGAUAUUUCCAGUAGCAGCGGCACUACCGACACCGAGGACGAGAGCAACAACGAUUACAGAAACGCCGAAGCGAAACUUUCAAAAAACCCUCAAUUAACAAUACUGAAACAGGCCCUCACUAAGGGCAGCGAUAAUCUUAAAAGAAAUUACGAGGACAGAAGGAAUCAGGCGAGCAGCGGUAGCAACAACAGCAAGCCUCCUGCUCCCAAAGUUCCACGGAUAGAAAACAGCGAGGGUGCAGCUCGAAAGAGAUGGUACUGCGAGAUGUGUCCACAAAAUUUCACCUCCGUUGAAAAAUUGAAACAACACGAAAUGAUUCACGACGCGGAAAGACCUUACGUGUGUAUAUUGUGCGAGAAGGAUUUCGUAGUAAAGACAUCGUUGAGUAGACACAUCGUUUCGAGACACGGAGUCGACCCAACCCCGAUUCUCGAGAGCGACAAGUGUACGAAGAAAGGGGCAUUGGCACAAUCAUGGAGAAAAAAAAUGAUUAAAACGGAGGAGGUAAAUGUACAAUGCAAGAGAGAAGCACCCAGCGACUCGUCGGAGGAUGCCGACAGUUUUGCCCACGGGAAUGUGGUCGAAAUCGAGACCGUAUUCGUCUGUGAGAUAUGCACACGUGAUUUCAACGAUCGCGCUUCUCUGUGGCUUCACAUUCGUGCGACCCACAAAGAAUUCGCUGCGUUUGCUUGCGGAGUUUGUCUCAAGAUAUGCUCCGACAAUGCUCAGCUCUUGAAUCACGUAAACAUGUAUCACGGUGGCUCGAAACUCUUGGUCUCCGAGCAGAGGAGAUACAGUUGUACGAUUUGCGGUAGACAGCAUGACUCGAGAAAAAAAUUAAUCACCCACGUAUCCAUACACAACGUCGAUCCCGGCUAUGAUCCAGCCAGUUUCGUUCAACUCAAUGCAAACUAUUACAACGAAAGUUUCAACAGCAACGAGCCCAACGAUCACUUGAUGGAUUUCGAUCCGGAGGACGGCGACAAAGUUGACUGUUAUAUUUGUUACAAAUCUUUUCCAAACGAGGAUCACCUCAUUCGUCAUCAACGAAACGCUCACAAGUCCGAAGGUCUUGCGCCCAGCAACCAAGUAGCGAUACCGAGCAAUAAUGGGCCCACUUCCGUUUCCGUACCUGGACUCAAUGGGACCAAAGCCCAGUAUCAUUUGUUCUUCGUUUGCGAGCUGUGCGGUAGUUCACAUCCGAGCAAGUGGGAACGUUGGCUCCACGUAAGCGGAAAUCACAGCGAUGAUCCCUCCAUGAGAUGCGAACGAGAGGAUUGUGGCAAGAUAUUUGCGACGAAGGCGCUCCGAAAUGAACAUGCGCAGCACCAUCUUAUCCAGGGCGCAUCACCGAACACCUGCGAGGUUUGUGGCAAACUGUGGGGCAGUCGAGUCGAUUACUGGAAGCACGUGAUGGGAGUUCACUCGGACACGGUACCGUUGAUUUGUGGAGUUUGCCUCAAGGUGUUUCCGGAUGUCGCGAAACUCAGUAACCACGUUAAAACGAGUCACUGGCCACUGACGAACGGUGAUUUCAGUUGCGACAUUUGUGGCAGACCCUAUUCUAACAGAUCAAAAAUGUCAAGACACAGAAAGAUUCACGGCGUCGUGGAGGUUGAUCCGACGUUAGGAAACAGCGGCGAUACGGCCGGCAGGAUUGCCGCGGCCGGGGACAUUCGCAACGAGACGCGCGCCUACUACGGCGAGAAGAGUCCGAAGGAAGUUCAAUUAACUUGCGAGUUGUGCACCGAUAUGAGCUUCGAAAAUUGGCGAUCUCUGUGCAAUCAUCGACGAAUGAUUCACGGCCUUUUCCCGUGCGAUCUUUGCAACAAGUGUUACGGCAGAACGUCCCAUCUGUGGAAGCACGUUAACCGAGUUCACAAGGGCCACGAGGACGUGACGUGCCGAUACUGCAUGAAAACGAGCGCCUCCAAGGAUCAUCUCAGGGCGCACAUUGCCAAAAUUCAUCGGUACGAACCGGAGAACAAACUGGAAAUGAUGAUGGUAGUGGGAGAUGCGGCGACUGCGGUGGCAACGGCGAUGGGAGAGGAGCAGGAGGAAGAGGACGAGGAAAAUGGGGAAGACGAGCAAGAAGCGCGGAAAAGAAGAAGAAGAAGAAGGAAGGACGGCGAUGCGUCGAGCCUCGGAGCGAUCGGCGAGGAUGACGAGAUCGGUGAUGGUGGCGGCGGCAUCGGUGUCCAUCACUGCGACAAAUGCCAAAAGAGUUUCCACAAGCGUUACUUGUUGCGACGUCACAUGAAAGGUUGCCAAAAUUACCGUAAAGAUCCGGGCGCUUUGCUGACCCGCUGUCGCGCCUGCGAGAGAAUAUUCAAAGAUCGCGCGAGCCUCCAAAAACACAUUGAGAAUCAUCACAGCGAGUACACGUGUCACUUGUGCAACGAAACGGUCACCUCGAAGCUCGGCAUAAUGACUCACAAUCGCGUAAAUCAUCUUCAUCAUCCGGAUCUCACCUGCGAGAAUGGUAACUGCAGAAAAUUAUUCCGUACGAAGGAGGAUCUCGAGUCUCAUCGCAAGGAUCACAAGUAUCACAACGCGCCAAACGUUUGCGAUUUCUGUGGGGACACCGUCGAGAACAAGCUCAAACUGAAGAUGCACGUUUUGUCGCUCCACCGCAACGAGAUCGGCGUCUCGUGCGGCGUGUGCCUCAUACCCAUGAAAGACCCGAAAGAUCUCAAAAAACACGUCGAGGACGAGCACGAGGGUGUCCUGCACAAACCGAAUACGUGCCAAGUUUGUGGCAAACGCUACGCCUCCAAGUGGAAAGCCUUCGAUCACACGAAAAAAUGUCACGGCAAAGUAUUUCGUACUUGCAAACAGUGCCUCGCGGUAUUCACCACCGACGCGGAUAUUUGUCACCAUUACGAGGACGUGCACAGAGUACACAAGGAUCAGUUGGCCGGUUUCGAAAAACGUCUGCUCGAUUCUCGAACCGAUGAUUGCGACGCGAUCGUCAAGGACGAGCCCGAGGAUUACGAGUACGAGGUGCAUCGCGACGGCGAGGGCGCUGGCGGCGUUGGCCUCUGCGACGACAACGACCCGUACGAUUACAAACGCCGGAAAAGCAGCGCCGGCGGUGGCCCCGGUAAAAAUCAUCGCGACACCCACGACUGUGAAAUCUGCCCCGAGAUAUUCCUCAAUCAGGAAACUCUCUCGGACCAUUACAGAAACGUCCAUAACACCGAUCCUGAGAGAAUGUUCAAAAGGAUCAAACUCGAGAGGGGCGAAGGUGGAAGAUUCACGAGCACCGCCGCUCAGGGCUCCUCCUCUAAAAAAAUGAUGAUGCGAGAACGCGAGAAUUUCGAGUGCCAAAAUUGCUCCAGACAGUUUUGUACGAAAAGCCUAUUUUGGAAUCACACAAACGUUUGCACGAGGCGUAACUCGGCCAACAGAGAAGACCCGAGAUCAUCCGCCUCGUUCGGCGGUCAAACCUCCAUCCUCGAAGCUCAUCUCAAAAACAACAAUCGAAUAAAGCGAGAACCCUCCGAUAUUCCGGGGCUCGACGAUACCAAUUUGAAUAUUCCUGACUUCAACCUCUUCGAGGAUAUAAAUAUGCAGCUAUCUGAGCAAAAGCCUAUUCCGAAUUUGAUGCCGUUGUCGGAGCUGAGGCGCGUGGGCGUCGGGGGCAGCAGCACCGCCGGCGGCGUACUCCUCUUACCCUCCGCGAAUGAAAAAUCUCUGAGAAAAGACUCGAGAAAAGAUUCGAGAAAGGUGUACGACGAAUCUACGAAUACCGUUUGCGUCUGCGAGGUGUGCGGCAAACAGUGGCCGGCGAAAAAGCAUCUCUGGCAGCAUUUGAUACGUUUCCAUCGGGCCGAGGCGGCCGUAACGUGUGGCGUUUGUCUCAAGCUCUGCUCCAAUUACGAACAACUUGGACAGCAUCUGAGGAUGACCCACGAGUCCGCACUGUCCCGGGAGGGCAACAAUUUCACUUGCAAAACUUGUGGUCGUUAUCACAACGCGAGAAGCAAACUGUUGCUGCACAUGAGCAUACACAUUAACAACGACAACGGCGGUGCGACCUGCUGGUGGUGUCCAAAGUGCGAAAAGAGCUUCGAGAACGAGGAAAAACUUCACGAGCACGCUCCUACGUGCGACAAACGCCGUACUGCCAUUUUCGAGGAACACAGCGUCGACAUCGACUACGAACGAGACAUCAAGAUCGAGGACGACAAGGGAAGUCUGAUCGGCGACGGCGCCUCGCUCUCGGGCGAGGACGAGGAGGAAGUCGAUUUCUCGGAUCAGCGGGUACGAAGGAAUUCCGAAAACAGCGAAAACUCGGAAAGCAGCGGCGGAGAUGCUCGCACUCGUAGCGACAGCGACAGCACCGAGGAGGACGAGGACGAGGACGAGGACGAGGACGAGGACGAAGAGGAAGAGGACACCGAAUCGCGCACGAAUAGUCGAGCGACCGGCGCGGCUACCGGCCACUCGGAGACCGAGGACGAAAACGACGUCCGUGAGAAGAGUCCCGUUCCCACUCUUCCCAGUGACAGCCCCGAAGAUGCUAAGAAUAAUUGCGACGACGUGGCAAUCGUCGCCGAAAACGAAAAUAACAAACCAACGACGAAAGUUGCCGAGAUUAAGCAAGAUUCAAAACCCCCUGAGGAGGAGGCGGAACGCGCGGACGAGGAAACCGAGGCGCCGGCCCAGGUCCAACAUAAGACUCCGCAGAGUCCGGAGAACUCGACGAAAAAUUCAGAAAACAUCGACACCUCGAGGAUACUCGAACCUGCUCCAGAGCCCGGCAACGACAACGUCGAUGACGACGACGAGGACGAGGACGACGAUGGACCGCCCAUACUCAGCCCGAUGAUGCCAAUUUCUGCAGAAAACGCGAAUCAAGAACGGGACGAUCUCGCGAGCCACCGGCUCAGUCCCAUGCUCUCGUUGAACGACGACAAGGGAAUCAACGCCGCCCCGAUUCCCACAGGAAUUACAGAAGCUCCUAAAGAAACUAAGAGAACCGAUGAAUCGUCUUCACCCAAAGAUCAUCAACCAUUGUCCGACGAUGAAGAUUGCGAGGAGCGUUCCAACGAGGAAUUGCCCUCGGACACGGAGCCCGAGGAGGAAACCCUCGAGGACGAAAAUGAGGAGUUGGACGACGAGGACAGCAGAAUUCACGUGGUCAACCCUGACGAUGAGUAUCAUUCCGACGACGAGCGACCUCCCGAGGACGACAACGAGCAAGAGGCUGAGGAGGAAGAGGAGGAAGAUGACCACGAGGAGCCGGAACUCGAAGAGGACGAGGAAGACGAGGAGGAGCAAAACCAGGAAGAGGAGGAGGAGGAGGAGGAGAACUUGGAAAUGCACCAGGAAGACGAAGUCGCCGAGGACAUUGAAGAGGAAGAAGACAUUAUCGAGGACGAUAACGACGUCGACGAAGCGGAGGAGCAGGAGGAGGAGGAGGAGGAGGAGGAGGAAUUGACCGCUGAGGGGUCCUUGCAGAUACACAAUUUGGACGGAACUGUAUUGAUGGUUGCCAAAGAUGCGGACGGUAACCAAAUAUUGAUACAACGAAAUGUCUCCGACAUGGAAAAUGACGAAUCGAUCGGAGCACUCACCGGCUACAUCUACGAGGACGACGACGAGUACGACUUCGCGGGCUUCCAAGUCGAGGACGGAGGAAUCCACGUCGAAGAAGCUAGACGAGUCGCCGGAGAGAACAGCGAAGAGGAGGAGGAGGAGGAGGAGGAAGGGGAGGAAGAAGUCGUCCUCGAGCCGGACAACGACGAGGGAGAAUGUCCGGAGGGUGAGGACGAAAAAGAACCGCAACAGGAUUACGCUGACGAAUCGAAUACGCAAGAGGAAAUCGAAGUGCGGACACCCGCGAAAAAAGACCUUGUCGCACAGGACUCGGGUGCCGCAUAGUCGUUUUCCAAAAGAUCAAUUUUUUAACCGUGAAAUUAUGCUGAUUCGAGCUUGAUCGAAUAAGGCACCCGUGACCCUCUUGUGCGAAGAGAACCCUCGGCUCGGGACCUCGAUGACGAACUAUCUUUUUUAAACACACAAAUAUCGUACACUUCCCCAGACACAGGGAGUGUUCUCUUCACAGUCGUUGUCCACUCCCGAAAUACAAUUUAUUUCUCGGGUAUACACUAUAAAAUAUAUUUAUACAAAAACUAAAACAAGAAAUGCAAACGGUUGGGCUAUUCGUUUUGAGCCUAUGAAAGCUCAAUAUAUUCGUCAGUCGAUUCCAUCUUUCGUUUUAUUUAUAAACACACGAGACACGUACACGCACACACGUUUCAAUAUUAUUUAUUCGUAUUGCGCAUUCAUUCCAAAGUAAAUCUUCGGUCAUGGUGGAAUUUUAUUUUCAUCGAGAAUAAAUGAAGAGGUUGAGUCUUUUGCAUAAUUUUAUCGUGCUGCGAUUUACCACGAUAUUCCAGGUGGCAUUUUUUCCUCGUUUUUAUUGUUACUCGUUAUUGAUUGAUUCGAACGUUCGCCCGAUAUUGCGUCAGUGUCACCGGUAUUACUAUUCCGUAUUCCGUUUUUAUCCUCCGCUCUGCACAAAAAACAAACCAAAUAUUCCGAAAAGUGUUUCUCCCAACUGACAGUGAGAAUAGACGAAAAAAUAUUGCGGAAUGCUACUGAAAUAUGACAGUCUGGUUAUUGUUGGGAGCGUUCUAUUAUAAACUGAAUUACUGAUAAUAAAAAACAAAUAUAUAUUUUGUAAAUAUUGUAGAUUAACGAUUGACUAUAAUUCGUAGAAAUAGGUUAUACGUGCGCCCGCGUCUUAUAUCACUCGUGAAACUAUUUUGUGUGAAAUACCGAUCCGUCGACCAAACAUUGGAAACCGCUUUUUCACGUUUCGACGGAUGCCGCUGUCUGCUUCGAUAGUGAAAUCGUAUUCGCUACUGGAAACGUCCAGAUAGAUCAUAAGGUAUGAUGAGAAAAAUAAUAAAAAUGAAACGUAACUGUAGUUGUGCCGGACAAAGAAGCGCGGGUUUGUCCCAGUCACGUGUGCUCUUUUAUUACACUUGGAGCGAUGGGGAUACGAAUUUUGGUGUCUCUGAUUGGUGAAAGUAUUGCGUGACUUUUGUGCCAUGUGAAAAUAUUGAAACGGAGCCGAAAAAAAAAUAUACAUUGACGGCUAGUUUCCGGGACUCGGAAGAAAAAUAAAAUUACACGGUCCGACAACGACGAAACUGAUAUACAUAGUUGUAUGGACCUAUUGAAUAAAUACAACACAUUCGAAUA